Molecule: messenger RNA, 2192 nt
Organism: Paramormyrops kingsleyae
Lineage: Eukaryota; Metazoa; Chordata; Actinopteri; Osteoglossiformes; Mormyridae
Product: transmembrane protein 54-like
Source: RefSeq, a predicted model, not a curated record
CGUACUUGCGUACCAGUUAUGUCAAUCCCUGUGUAUAUGCUACCAUAAUAAAUCAGGAAAAAAAGAAACCACAUGUGUAGUUGGAUUAUUCCUGAACAACUAUGUACACAGCUAAACAGCUCAAAUACGGCAGAGGUUUCUGUAGUAACUGCACCAGCUACUAGGUUACUGCAAUAAUAAAUCACAAGAACGGUACAGUAUCAGUACGUGGAUAUGAUUUAAAUAACGAUGUCAAGUACUUCUUUGAAACCCCCAGGUGAGUUAUCUGAUGUGGUUUGAGUACUAACAGUUUUAAAUGCUGAUCAAGUCGAAUAAAAUGGGCAGUGCUCCCUUAAGACGUAGAAACUCGGGGCGUGGCGUCCCGGUCGGAGCGUCGGAUCCGGGCAGGUACAGCGGGGUGGGGCGUCUCUGUGUGGCGGCCGGAGAACUGACAGGCUUGGCCAUGAGUGAAAAGUUCGUUUCAUUAAGUUCUCCUUUUUAGUGACCUAAGCAAGACCACAAUCAACAUGCCGAACUUGGAUAAUUGGCGUGACUGUCUGGAGGACUCGAGAGCCCUCAUGAAGACGGGCCUGGGCCUGGUGCUGGUGGGGCACAUGAACUUCCUGCCGGCGGCGCUUUUGCACGGUGCUGUGCUGCGGCACGUGAGUCUGCAUGAGCAGGCUCGGGCCACGGAGUAUGCGGUAGCCAAUGUCCUGGUCAUCAUUGCUGGCCUACUGGCUGUCGUCGCUGGGAUUCUGGCCAUUGUCAUGUCCAAAAAGAAGAAGAGCGGGCUGUGGAUGGGCAUCCUGCUGCUAAUCAGCUUGCUGGCCGGACUCUUGGCGCUUGCAUCCAUGGUGGACUUCAUUGUCAGCUUGGUGACCGCCAUCCAGAACAAAGGGCAGAAGCUCUUUACACACUGCUUGACCGUGGACAACAUUAGCUACUACAGCAUCACCACAGAGUGCCCCUUUGACCCAACACGUGUCUACGGUACCACUGUGGCUCUCUGGCUGUUUCUCAUCUUGAUGUGCAUGGUGGAGAUUCUCUUCUCCUUCCGUUGCUGCGCAGCCUCUGCCUGCUUCCUGUCUUUGUCACCUCCAUGUGGGAGGAAGAAGAAGAGAAGGAGGGUUGGCAAAAAACAGGUGACUGUGCAGCUCCCACAGGAAAUGACAUCACUGUCUCAGGACAGGCCAUCUACACAGGAGGAGGACUCUGAGGCGCAGGAGUGUGACCUGCUCAAGGUGGAUUCCACUCUUCUCCAGCUCUGAAGCAGGAACAUCUACCUCUGUACUCUGACACCCGGAAGAUUUGGGUGGGGCAGGUGCCUCAGGCUGCCGGCUAUUCAGGGGGUCCAAUGCUUCCUGCUUUUCUCUCUUUCCUCAUUUUAGUAUCAAUGCUGCUAUGAAAGGUGACAAAAGCCAAGAAGCCGCAGAACCUGAUGUUUCUCCUUGUUGGUGAGGGUGGGGUGAGGGUGGGGUGAUGGUGCAGCUCACAGUCACAGACCCAGAUGUGCCUGCACACGGUGACACGGACAUCGCACAUACACACACUGCGUGACUGUUCUGGGAAUCUUUAAAAAGGCAUGUAAUGCAGUAACAAAUUCAUUCAUUAUUCAUUAACUGUCACAGUCCUCAGUUAAAACCUCAUCUAUUCGCCUUCACACCCAAAUUCAUACAAAAGUCCGACUUUAAGAACUUCUACAGGAAACUUCAUCUGUGUGAGCUGUAUAGCAAGUUAGUGAUUGCUCUGUUAUGCUAUCACUUACCUUUUGGAUUACUUAAGUACCUUCAAGAAGCAUCAAACUUUCCAGAAGAUAGCGAAGAAGACACAGCUACACACAGGUGCUAUACUGGUUUCACAUAAGUAAGCAAAGAAGCAUGCUUGCAAUUUGUUGAAGCAUUAGUACAUCAACAACUGUAACUUGCCUGUUAUUUUGUAUUGAGAUGGUGCAUCAAUGACCUACAAACAGAAAAUGUUAAAGAAGUGUAGUGUGCUAUGCAGGGUUCAUACACUUUGUAAUGAAUGGCUUUGCAUAACUUUUCCAUUUUUUCCACCCCUAUUAAAUUCUCCACAACCAAUUUAAUUUUUUCACUUUUUAAAAACUUUCAUUUAAAAAUACAUCUGAUUUUAACAACUACACACUGCUGCUUCACUGACUCUGAAAUAUAUCUCUUCAGCAAUAAUAAAGCCAAACAUUUAAUUUAGAAAAUCUU